AUGUCCAAAGUCAUCCGCAGUGUCAAAAAUGUGACCAAGGGCUACUCAAGUGUCCAAGUCAAAGUCCGAGAAGCCACCAGUAAUGAUCCAUGGGGUCCGACGGGCACUCAGAUGAGUGAAAUCGCUCAGCUGACAUACAACACAUCGACCGAGUUUUACGAGAUCAUGGAUAUGCUAGACAAACGUCUCAACGACAAGGGCAAGAAUUGGCGACACGUUUUGAAAGCCCUGAAGGUGCUUGACUAUUGCCUGCAUGAAGGGUCUGAGCUUGUCGUUACGUGGGCGAGACAAAGCAUCUAUAUUAUUAAGACACUGCGCGAGUUCCAGUACAUUGAUGAAGACGGCAGAGAUGUUGGCCAAAACGUCCGUGUUGCUGCAAAGGAACUGACCGCGCUCAUCCUGGACGAAGAACGGCUACGGGCUGAGAGAAGUGACCGCAAGUCAUGGAAAUCUCGCGUCACCGGCCUUGAGGAGUUCGCACCUCAGCAGAUGGGACCCACGCAGCCGCGGCCUCGUCGUCGUCAAAGCAAUGAGGACGACACGGAGUACAGGCUCGCCAUUGAGGCCAGUAAGCACCAGGAGGAGGAGGAUCGUAGAAAACGCGCGAGCCGCGCUGCGAACGAAGCCGAGGACGAUGACCUUGCCAAGGCUAUCAAGCUUAGCAAAGAAGAGGACGAACGACGUCGGCGAGAGAUGGAGGACAGCAACGCGUCUUUGCUAUUCGACGACACACCGACGCAAUCGACGCAGCCGCAGUACACUGGGUUCAACCAAGGUUAUCAGCAGGGCAGCGCUGUUGAUUUCUUUGCCAAUCCCAUCGAUCAAAGUCAGUUGCAGCCGCAGCCCACAGGCUUCAUGCCGAAUGCCUAUACGGGCUACCAGCAACCGCAAGCGACUGGAUUCCAGAACGGUUACGGCGGCGGCUUCGGAAUGCCACAACAGGGCAUGAAUAUGGACCCUUACGGGCAACAACAGAGUAUGCAGGGGUUCCAGCCUCAGCCGACAGGCUACAACCCGUACGCCCAAUCACAAGUUCAAAGCCCUGCUCCUCAAGAGCCUGUCGCACAACCAGGAAGCAACAACCCUUGGUCGACAGGCACCAUGAAGGCGGGGAACCCCAUGAAGCCUAUGCAAACAGGGUCGAACAAUCCAUUCGCAUCGUCAUUUGGUCGCCCGCAGCCUCAAAGUCAGCCUCCCAUGCCAGCGAUGCCAUCUCUUGGCAGUCUUCCGGAACAAAAGACACUCUCGACGUUCAACCAGCCGAACCAGGGAUCUGCUGCCUUUGGCGCUCCGCAGAAGGAGUUGACGGAGCAUGAGGCGAAGUUGAAUGCACUGCUUGCUGGUGGUGAUGGCAUGGAUACAUUCGGCAACACGGGUCAGACGCGUAUCCCAGCACAACACACAGCGCCUGGGACAUUCGUCAAUAGUGCUGGAGCAGGUGCCAAUCGCCUGACAGCGGAAGCGACGGGAAGCAAUCCAUUCCUUCGAUCCCAGUUUACCGGUAUGCCCAAUAUAUCAUAUGGCGCUCAGAUGCCUGCUGCGACAGGACCGGCGGGAAUUAAUGGUAGCAACAAUCCUUUUGCAGCGACUCGGCCGCAACAGCAGAACACCCAGGCGCAAGACCUCAUACAAUUUUAG
Messenger RNA from Colletotrichum chrysophilum, 1638 nucleotides. RefSeq lists its product as uncharacterized. Lineage: Eukaryota; Fungi; Ascomycota; Sordariomycetes; Glomerellales; Glomerellaceae. Gene Ontology annotation, biological process: endocytosis; actin filament organization. The record is from RefSeq and is a predicted model, not a curated record. Gene Ontology annotation, molecular function: clathrin binding; phospholipid binding. The coding region runs from base 1 to 1638 and encodes 545 amino acids. Gene Ontology annotation, cellular component: endosome; clathrin vesicle coat; plasma membrane. The transcript is spliced from 4 exons.